Branchiostoma belcheri (Belcher's lancelet) is the source of this 2426-nucleotide messenger RNA. Its product is annotated as protein Tob1-like. Gene Ontology annotation, cellular component: nucleus; cytoplasm. The record is from RefSeq and is a predicted model, not a curated record. Bases 231 to 1166 code for a protein of 311 amino acids. Gene Ontology annotation, biological process: regulation of gene expression. Gene Ontology annotation, molecular function: transcription corepressor activity. Lineage: Eukaryota; Metazoa; Chordata; Leptocardii; Amphioxiformes; Branchiostomatidae. The transcript is spliced from 2 exons.
CAGCUGAGGGUAGUUCACUCCAGACGCAAGCGGGGACGGCUGUGGCUGACUGACAAAAACACUCCUGUAUAUUUUAUACUUUUAUAUUUUUCUACACCGACAUCUUCACUGCCCAACCGGGGAUCCAGGAACAAGUAAUAUAUAUUACAGAGACAAGCAUUGAAGAAAGACGGAAGAGAGUUUGGAAGUCAGACGUUUAAACACAGCAUCAGCCAACUACGAAGACAGCCAUGCAGGUGGAGAUCCAAGUCGCCCUCAACUUCCUCGUGUCCUACCUGUACAACAAGCUUCCCCGCCGGCGGGUGAACAUGUUUGCAGAGGCUCUCGAGAAGGGACUGCUUGCCAAGUUUGAGGGUCACUGGUACCCGGAGAAGCCCUUCAAAGGGUCUGGGUACCGGUGUAUCCGGAUCAGCACCACCCUGGACCCGGUGGUUCUGAAGGCCUGCGACGCCAGUGGGCUCGACAUCACCGACGUCAAGGGCCACCUUCCCGAGGAGCUGAGCAUCUGGGUGGACCCCAAGGAGGUCUCCUACCGCAUGGGGGAGCGGGGGCCCGUGAAGAUCCUCUACGCCGCCGAGGAGGAGGACGUGGCAUGCGACAAGGAGAUCCUCUCCUCCAGCGGGUUCAACCCAGACGCCCAGGUGUUCCGUCCAAUCGAAAACACCCUGGGGACCCUCUCGCCCGAGAAGUCGCCCUCCCCGUCCUCGGGCAUGAUGUUCAGCAGCAGCUCGGUCAGCCCGACCAUCUUCCAGCGCAACAACACCCCGACCAUGACGACGGCAGAGUUUGCCCAGACCAAGUUCGGCUCCACCAAGCCCAAGACCCAGAAGAAGUCCGGCCCCCGCAUGUCCCCGACGGAGUACAUGAAGCAGAAGGCCUCUCAGUUCCCCACAAACGUCCCCACAAACAAGCCGGCACGCGCGCUGUCCCCCAAUGCAAAGGAGUUCGUCUACAACCCCCAGCCAAAGAUGAUGGCAGACACUCUGGGCUUCAACAACCUCUUCAUCCAAGACACCUUCGGGUUCGGCCUGGGCGGGUUCGACCAGAUGCCGUCUCCCAACAACCUGAACGACAGUGCCAAGUCCUACCUGGAUGGCCUCAACUUCAACCUGAACACCAUCCAGUACCCCGGGCAGCCCUACCCCCAGGUCAUGGUGGCUAACUGAGCUGACAGGACUCUGGCUAUUACGUCAGCAUCUCACGAUGUCUUUAUUAUGUGAGGUCCACAUAAGGCAUGCUCGUACCCGAAAGCUGCUAGAUAGGACUCUUAGUUGAAGUCCAGAAAGUUGAAAGUGCUAAAAGUGGAAAAAGGAAAACGAUACAGGAAGUUCUGAGACUUCCACAGUUUGAAUAGAACAUGUUAGGAACUGUUAUUUACUCCUGUUAGGAAGGACUCUGUUUUCAUGUGACGAAAAGUGGGCCAGCUUGAUUUUAUGACAAAAAGGUUGCAAUGUGUUCUCAACAGGGCAGGGAUAUGUGUGUGUUGAUGAAAUUUUAUCAGAAGGAAUUUUUGGAAUGAAAACAAGACUUUUGUAUUGAAGGAUGUGUGUUAUCUUGGACAUUUGAAAUGUUCAAUGUCAGUUGGAAUAUCCAUCUCAUACUUAGAUGACAAAGACUGCCAUUUGGGGCCAGUGUUGGUUUCUCCACACUGCUGUGUGGGCACCACUUGUUGCUGCACUACUACCUAAACAAGUGUUUCAGUACCGGAGUUGUUUUAAAGACUUAUGUUGUUUCUUCUGAACUGUACUUGAGGUAUAGCACACUUUAAUCUUGAGGUGGACUUUUAUGGAAUUUGAAGGUUUCUAUGAUAAUGGUCAUUGUCAAGUCAUUGGCAUAUUUUGAGAAGGACCUUUAUGUAGUGUUGACACAGAGAAACUGAAUGGUUUGUAAUGAAUUGUGCAAAUUGUGUAAGUAUGGCUAUGUUCUUACGGUUUUCUAUAUUUGUGAAAGCCAUUUGGAGACCAUAGUGUAUGUGUAUACUAUAUUCAUUUUCCAGCUUAAGAGUAUAUAUUGAUAUACUUUGUACAAGAUACACCGUAAGGUUGUAAGCCUUAUCUUUUCUACAUUUGCUGUAUUAAAAUCCAGAGAAAUAGAGAAAGCUAAAGCAGCUUUACUUUUUAUACAAAAGCCUAUAAAACCCAACUGUAUAGUAAGAGGGUUAGAGAUUCAAUAUAUCCGCAGAUGAGUUGUAUUUUCUUUCCAGAUGUAAAGUUUCCUAUCUUGUACAAUUCCAAUGUCAAUUCCGGAAGUAUUAAUUUUCUACUGAAUUUGUGCAAUAAGUCAGUAUGGAACGUGUACAUGGGGGUAAAACAAAUGUCAUAUCUCAGUUGGACAGAAGAGUAUACAGUAGGUGUUGCAUCAUAAUUGUUUAUAUUGUUCAGAUUUUUUAAGUUUGUAUUAAAAAUUUACAGAAAAAUAUUUUGAAA